UCCGAGGCCAUGUUCCCCACCUACGUCAUGGGGAGCUCGCGGGCGCGGGCCGUGCUCCUCGACCCCUCCGCCACCGGGGACCCCAUAUGGGAGGCCGUCAAGGCCGAGGCCAGGUCCGAGGCAGAGAAGGAGCCUAUUUUAAGUAGCUUCUUAUAUGCGAGCGUAUUAUCUCACGACUGUCUGGAGCGGGCGUUGAGCUUCGUCCUUGCAAACAGGCUUGAAGAUCCAACCUUACUUGCGACUCAGCUAAUCGACAUUUUCAAUGACGUCAUGAUGAAUGACGUAGAUAUACGCCGUUCCAUUCGCCUUGAUGCUCAGGCCUUCAAAGGAAGAGAUCCUUCCUGUGCACAAUAUAGCUGGGCCCUAUUAUACCUAAAGGGUUACCAUUCCUUGCAGUCCUAUAGGAUAGCUCAUGUUUUAUGGAAUCAAGGGCGUAAGGUUCUGGCGUUGGCGCUGCAAAGCCGUAUCAGUGAGGUUUUUGCAGUGGAUAUACACCCAGCUGCCAAAAUUGGAGAAGGAAUAUUGUUGGAUCAUGGAACAGGUCUAGUCAUUGGUGAAACUGCUGUUGUUGGCAACUGGGUUUCAUUAAUGCAGGGUGUUACACUUGGAGGUACUGGAAAGGAACACGGAGAUAGGCACCCCAAGAUCGGUCAGGGAGCUCUUCUUGGAGCUGGUGCUACUAUCCUUGGCAACAUAACUGUAGGCGAAGGUGCCAUGAUUGCCGCUGGUUCCCUUGUUUUAAAGCAUGUACCGCCUCACAGCAUGGCGGUAGGAAAUCCUGCGAAGGUAGUUGGCUAUACAGAGAAAGAAGACCCUUCGUUAACUAUGAAGCAUGAUGCAAGGAGAGAUUAUUUCGAGCAUGUUGCCGGUAGUUUUCCAGACGGUAGAUCCAAUGGGAGUGUCGUGAAGUAAAAAACUUGCAAGGAUGAAUGGAAUUUUGGACAUUUCUACAUCCUGGAGGACAUAGGGCGCUGGAUAUUUGGCGACGCAUGAGUGGUGCUUCCCCCUGCCCAGCAACCCUCUUGUGAGACCAUGCAGGCGAGCCCGCCAAGGGUCUCCGAAAGCUCCCCAGAUGUAUUUAUCAUGUGCCCUUACUGAUGCAAUAAUGUGAAGAUGUUUUCUGUAAAAACUGGAAGGAAUGGUACAGAUAUAAUCUGUAGAGAUCUCCAGCAGCAAGCUGUAGAUACCUCAGAUCAGUGCGUGUGGCCUCAACUAUGUGAGCCAGCUACACUUUUCUGGAUCAGCAUCAAAAGAAAGUAGUUAUGCGUGGCCUGGUCA
Triticum urartu is the source of this 1278-nucleotide messenger RNA. It is a transcript of the gene ATSERAT3;1, whose product is annotated as Trimeric LpxA-like enzymes superfamily protein. The record is from RefSeq and is a predicted model, not a curated record. Gene Ontology annotation, molecular function: L-serine O-acetyltransferase activity. Gene Ontology annotation, cellular component: cytoplasm. Lineage: Eukaryota; Viridiplantae; Streptophyta; Magnoliopsida; Poales; Poaceae.